UCCUCAUUGGUCGACAGUCGACGCCAUUUUAUAUGGACGAUUCGUUUUGUAGUGAAAACGUUUAGUUUUUAAUAAUUUCUGUGUUAGUUUACAAAAAAAAUACUAAUGAUUCUUAAAACAACACUAAAUUCAUUUAUACACAAAACUAAAACGGUCUCUCUAAAAGACUGCGAUAAACCGGAGAAAGUUUAAUUUUCCCGGGAAACCAAGUGAAAUAAUGUGCCCUAACCUAAUUGUUGUGUGGAAAAAAUUGUAGGUAGUUUUUUGAGAGUGAUCGAAUGCCUGAGAAAAUGUCCACGUCCAGCCAGAAUAACGGAAAGAAGAGUUCGAACAGCUCUAUCGUCAACACCCCAUCCAGCACACCCCUGACGGGCAUCGCCAACGGGAACACCCAGGCCAACACGCAGGGCUCCCCUCCGCCCAACAACAACGCCCCCAAAUAUGGUACGCUGGUCCCGAACAGGAUCUUCGUGGGCGGCAUAUCCGCCAACACCACGGAGAGCGAACUGAUGCAGCUCUUCAGCAGUUACGGCACCGUCAAGGCGGCCAAGAUAAUCCAGGACCGGGCCGGCGUCUCUAAGGGCUACGGUUUCAUAACCUUCGAGAGCGAGGACGACGCCAAGAGGCCGCUGAGGGAGGCCGAGAACAUCGUGCUGCGCGAGAGGAAGCUCAACAUCGCGCCCGCCAUCAAGAAGCAGCCGUUCAGCCGGGCGUUUGACGCCUCCAGCCCCCCGACGGUGGCGGCGGGAAACCCGGCACAAUUCUUCUUCCCGCCCGGCGCACCCAUGCCCUACUUCCAGGGUGGCGUCGCCUACUAUCCGCAGCCGGCCCCCGCGGCUCCCGGGGAUCCCGCCAACCAGCAGCCCGUCUACCAACCCCCGCCGGUCUACCCGUCGCAGACGGGCCCCCCGCAGACGGCCACGUACCCUUCCAUGAUGUUCCCGGCCCAGACAAUAUACAUGCCGCAGCAGUACCCCAUGCCCAUGCCGUAUGAUUACAACUACUACCAGAGCAAUGGAGCACCACCCUCCGCCCAGUACAUGGUUGGCAAUCAGGGCGGCUCCGGGGGGCCCCAGUGUCCCCCCCUGCCGCCUUCCGGCAGCCCCCCUCGACCGCCCUGCUACGGCCAACAGAUGCCAGCCUACAGCCCCGCCGAUCCCAUGUUCUAUAACCUGCCUGUCUACGGUGCCACAAUGGAGGUCCCACCCGUCUAUACUGAGGCCUUCGACUUGGGCGCCGGCGGACCCUAUGGCGAGGACGCCUUCAGCAACAUGGCUGACAACAUCAUCGCACAAGAUAUAGACUUGUCCCUAUCGCUACCGUUCAUCACACCCAACGAGAUCAACCACAACCACCCGCCACCACUACCUCUGCCAAACGUUGCCAACGAUCCGGCCGCCACCGACAAGCCCGCGACACACUUCCAAGCCGCCAACGGGAACCCACCCCAUCCGGAAGAGAGGAACACCACCACUCCGGUGGUGUCCCUGCUCUCCAUAGACCACCAGCAGGAGAAAGACUACUUGUCGAUGCGCGGCGGCAGGAGACGCAAGUCGGGGCCCCCCACUGUCCCCAACAACCCGCGUAACCCGCACGGUUUCCUCAGCAACGGGUACACGAGCCCCCUGAGCACCUACAGCGUGGGUUUCCAUCCGCAAACGUACAACCCGUUUGGCAACAACGGCGGUUUCUCGCCGAAUCGCGCCAACGGCUUGGACGGCAGGAUGAACCGUACCAGGCCGAGGGGGCGGGCCUACGACAGGCGUUCCAACGAUCACUCGAGCCGCUCGAGCCUGAGGACGGACUCCAACUCGUCGGCCAGCUGCGUGGACGAGAACAGGAACGAGGAGAAGCCGCGGAUGAACGCCGCGAGCACACCGCCGCCGGCCCCCUACUCCCCCAUAUCGCCGCACAUGAAAAUACUCCACAACACCGUCUCGAGGGAGUUCCACAACAUCGCGCGCUACGCCACCAAUUACCGCCCGCCAUACAACCACCACCACAAUAUUAAUAACAUUAACGACAAGACACACCCUAACCCCAGCGACAGCCCCCUAUCCCCCCAUUCCUCCAUUUCCCAGGUGCACGUGACGGCCUCGCAGAGCUUUGCGCCGCAGGCCCGGCGCAGCAGGCGGUCCAUAAGGCGCGGGGGUCCCGCCGGGGUGAGCGAGAUUGGCGCCGGAGACGCCCCCCUGCCCAACGACGACGUCUGCAAGAAGUUCGAAACGCUGAAGCUGUAGAGGCGGGGAUUUUUUUUGUUUCUGCACGUUUAUUUAAGACUGUAACAUAUUAAAUUUAAUGUAAUCUUAAGAGAGGGACGUCUAUUUAAAUAUAAAUAUAUAUUUAUCGAGGAAGACCGGCGGGACGUUCUUGUGUUUUGAUGGUGGGGACGGACGUCGGCGGGUGGCGUCUCUUUCGGAAGGUUACGAUUCGCGUUUUUGUUGAUGUUCCUUUGUUUGUUGUGUUUUGUUUGUUUCUUGUUGCAAGGCCUACUGAGUUGCCGAAAUUUGUUUGUUAGUCGGGGUGUAAUGUUUUUUCACGAGAUCCAAGUAAUCUCUGGAGGGACGACGCCGCCCCACGCGCCGUCCGAUUGGUUUGGGCCGCUCUUUAUAUGGACGACAAUAUAUAUAUCGAAAAAAAUAAAACAACACACAAAACGUACAGUGAGAUGCCAUCUGUAGUUUAGCCGUUUGUAGAUAUAUAUUUUAGAGGUGUCGCGCCGUAGGGGGCGCGUUUGUAGAUCAAAAGAAACUCUGAGAAAUAAAAUUUAACGAUGUUAUUUAAUGUUUAAGGGAGAAACGCCAGAGGUAUUUUUUUGUGGACGUGCGUACGUUUGUUAUGUUUGGGUUUUUCCACGAGAUGGCGUCGGAUCUUUUCCACUUGUCGCGUUAAAAUUUCAAAUUUUUGCUAACGCCACCUAGUGGGAUGCUUUGGGACAGAGACGAUCUCGUGGGGGAAAUUCCCUUUAGUGUUAUUACGUAAAUAUUUGCCAUGUUUCGUUGCCGUUUUCGAUAGGGAUACAAGGUACUUAAGAUGUAAGGCCCGUGGACGGGCGGUCUUCCAUUGUUUCCGUCGGUACCCGUUUGUUUUUCGUGGACGGGACGCAGCGCCCGCUCGAUAUUUUAAGGGGACUGGUUUUUGACAGUAUUAUAAGGUUGGAAACGACGGAAGGCCGCCGCGUGCGAGAGCUGUGUUCUUCACCGCCACUACUUUUUAUCGUUAGUUAGGUUUUAGUUGUAGGUUUUUUGUUGUUUUUUUUUUAGGAGAGUCCGCGCCGACUAUAAAGGUAAAUUUGAAAAAAGUGAGAUUUUUGCUCAAAUAGGUUUUUGUUUGUGACCGUAUUUGGCUCUCUAGUUUGGUUUUUGUUGAUGGGUAGGCGGGACGUUUCGGGUUUGGGCGGGACGCGGGACGGCCCGCGACGUAGUGGGUUUUUUCGAUUUUUAGGCUGUGACGAAUUAAACGUUGUAUUUAAAAGAUAUUUAUUGAGGUUUUUGUAGUUUUUUAUACGCCACUAGGGGAGAAAAUUACUUAAAAAAUAAUUUCGCGUCGCUUUCUGUCGUUUUGUCCCCCUCUCGCUGGGGAUGGGCGUCUCGCGCGGGGUUAGGGUUAUUUUCUAGGUAAUUUUUGCAAGCAGAAAAAAAACGAGUCAAUCAAAGCGUCGAUUCAAAUUGAAUAAAAGUUGUUCCAAAGAGCCUAACGAUUUUUCAAGUAGUAGAAAAAAAAAACCCGGGAAGAUUUUUCGUAUCCUUUAUUUUUCUCUAAGUAGGUUUGUUGAUAAUGUACACUUGUAUAUUAUUUUUUCCAAAGACGUAGUUUUAAGCGAGCGUAGGGUAUAGCUUGUAAAUUAUAUAUAAAUAUACAAAUUAUAUAUAAAAAAAUAUAUAUAUACAUAAAAAUAUAGUUUUUAAGGUAUAUAGUAACUUAUUGAGUAGUUUUUAAGUAACUCUUAGGUCUCAUAGCGAGUAAGGGAAUUGUUUUGGCCAAAAUACCGCGACGACCCGCUUUUUUCCCCCCCUCCCCUCCAAAAAAGGAAAAAAAAAAGAACGCGCGCGCGCGCGCGCGAGUGAAAGAAAGAGA
Molecule: messenger RNA, 4077 nt
Organism: Anoplophora glabripennis (Asian longhorned beetle)
Lineage: Eukaryota; Metazoa; Arthropoda; Insecta; Coleoptera; Cerambycidae
Product: deleted in azoospermia protein 1-like
Exons: 8
Coding region: 279-2240 (653 amino acids)
Molecular function (GO): RNA binding
Source: RefSeq, a predicted model, not a curated record